GGACAGUGAACAAGAAACACAUUAAAAUGGGGUGAAAAAUGGCGACUCAUUAUUAAAGCUUUUUACUUGGUAGUUGUAAGUCUGCAGUGGUAGGAGAUCUCGCUGUAAGACGUAGCGCGAUGGACAACGAAAGGAUAACAGGGGAAGCUUGUUUUCUGGUUGGGUGAAGUCUAACCUUUCCCCUUCUCUUAGUGUGAUGUGGACGCGCGCGCUAGGAAUUAAAUUGCUCGUUCCAUUGACGACUCAACACGCCGAAAAUGAAUUUUAAUGAACACAAGUCCAGGAACGCUGGAAAAUUUCAAAUUAACGCUGUAAAGACCAGGUAUAAUCUAAGCUAAUCUACACAUCUCCACCGCUCGUUCAGCCCGCUUCAGAUCCCAGCUUUAUUCAAUGUACUGUCUCGUACUUUGGGGUAUCCGCUGACAAGAAGGUUCGAUCAUCGAAAUGGCGCUGCACACGUUGCGUCGAACCAACUUCCAUGCAAGUAAACUUCUUCUAACGGCGGCUGCAGCUCUAAGUGUCGCCCCAAAGGUGCUAAUAGCUGAGUUUUGCUCCAAUGGGCAAUGUAACGAUGAAGUUGAGAAAGCUAAACUUGCUGCAGAAGCGGCGGAGAAAUAUCAGUUUCAGCCACAAGACACCAUAUUUGGCAAAAUCCUACGAAAGGAAAUUCCCGCUGACAUAAUAUACGAAGACGAAAAGGCCAUUGCUUUUCGGGAUGUCAAUCCUGUAGCUCCCAAACACAUUUUGGUGAUUCCUCGAAAACCCAUAACGCAGCUGGCGGCAAGCACGAAGGAAGAUAUACCUCUUCUUGGUCAUUUGUUGUGGGUGGCAAAGAAUGUUGCAGAGAAGGAAAACCUCAAUGACAGUGGAUAUAGGCUUGUUAUCAACAACGGACGUGAUGCUGCUCAGUCAGUGUAUCAUCUUCAUAUUCAUGUUCUUGGUGGACGGCAAAUGUCUUGGCCACCUGGAUGAGUCACAAUAUAUCGUGUAACAGCAAGCUAACCUCAGCUACACUAAAUGCAGUGAAGGGAUGAUUAAAAAAUCUACAUUUUCUGUUGUAGUUAGACUACCUUUCUAAUGAACAUGAACUUGAUCUGGGUAACAGAAAGGGUAUUAGCUACAAUUGUAGGGAUCAGAACCACUGUCUGUAAUGAGGUGUCCUUUGGUGUCCUUAUUAAGUAGGUGUCCAUAAGAAAAGGGUCUGAUUACUGUACACAUGACACUGUCACUAUGGUAACUGACCUUAGCAAGCAGCCGAGUUGAUUAUUGUUAGAAGUGCUAAAGAUUGGCUGUUAAGUAUUGUAUUUGUCAAUAAAGAACUUUGCUUGGAGACCACCA
Messenger RNA from Orbicella faveolata, 1338 nucleotides. RefSeq lists its product as uncharacterized. Lineage: Eukaryota; Metazoa; Cnidaria; Anthozoa; Scleractinia; Merulinidae. The record is from RefSeq and is a predicted model, not a curated record. Gene Ontology annotation, molecular function: catalytic activity.